Messenger RNA from Miscanthus lutarioriparius, 1608 nucleotides. NCBI's taxonomy places the organism in Eukaryota, Viridiplantae, Streptophyta, Magnoliopsida, Poales, Poaceae. The record is from the annotation of a GenBank genome assembly.
AUGAGCUUGGCAGGGCGGCGCAAGUCGUCGCUCGCGGGCGCGGGCGCUGGAGCCGGGGCCGACGCGUUCGGGGCGAAGCACGCCGUGACGUCGCUGCGCAAGGGCGGGCGGCUGCCGGUCUACGUGGCGAGCGUCUUCUUCGUCCUCUGCGUCAUCGUCAUGUACGGCGAGGACAUCCGGUCGCUCACGCGCGUGCCCGCGCUAACGGUGCCGGCCACCACUGGUGGUGGUGGUGGUGUUGUUGGUGUUGGUGGUGGCCGGCAAGUGGUGGUACCCCGGCGAGACAUCUCCGCUUCUGAGAAGCCCGCCGCCGUGUUGCACCACAGCGACCAGGAGAAGCCGAAGCACGCGGUGACCACGACGACGACGACCACGACGACGGAGCCGGAGCCGGUGGCUGUCGUCGAGAAGCCACCGCAGGAUAAGGUGGACACCACCAAGAGCCAGAAGAAGACGUCGUCCAAGAAGAAGGCGAAGAAGCCCCGCAGGCAGCGCGCGGCGAAGAAGACGGUGGUGCCGCCCGCGCUGGGCGUGCCGGAGACGUGCGACCUGUCCAAGGGGCGGUGGGUGUUCGACAACACGAGCUACCCGCUGUACCGGGAGGAGGAGUGCCAGUUCCUGACGUCGCAGGUGACGUGCAUGAAGAACGGCCGCCGCGACGACACCUACCAGAAGUGGCGGUGGCAGCCCAAGGACUGCUCCAUGCCCAGAUUCGACGCGAAGCUGUUCAUGGAGCGGCUCCGGGGCAAGCGGUUCAUGUUCGUGGGGGACUCGCUGAACCGCAACCAGUGGGAGUCCAUGGUGUGCCUGGUGCAGUCGGCAGUCUCGCCGGGGAAGAAGUACGUCAGUUGGGAGGGCCAGCGCGUCGUCUUCCACGCCUGGGAGUUCAACGCGACGGUGGAGUUCUACUGGGCGCCGUUCCUGGUGGAGUCGAACUCGGACGACCCCAAGAUCCACAGCAUCCAGCACCGGAUCAUCAAGGCGGACACGAUCGGGGCGCACGCCGAGAACUGGCGCGGCGUCGACUACCUCGUCUUCAACACCUACAUCUGGUGGAUGAACACGGUCGACAUGAAAGUCAUGAGACCGGGCGGCAAGAGCUGGGCGGAGCAUGACGAGGUGGUGCGGAUCGAGGCGUACCGGAAGGUGCUCACGACGUGGGCGAGCUGGGUGAACGACAACAUCGACCCGGCGCGCACGUCCGUCUUCUUCAUGAGCAUGUCCCCUCUCCAUAUCAGCCCGCAGGUGUGGGGCAACCCGGACGGGAUCCGGUGCGCCAAGGAGACGAUGCCGCUGCUGGACUGGCACGGCCCGCUGUGGCUGGGCAUGGACUGGGACAUGUUCCACCAGGCGAAGAACGUCUCCCGCCGGGCGUCGCCGCGGGUGCCCAUCACCUUCGUCGACAUCACCACCAUGUCGGAGCGGCGCAAGGACGGGCACACCUCCGUGCACACCAUCCGGCAGGGGAAGGUGCUGGGCCCCGAGGAGCAGGCCGACCCGGGCACCUACGCCGACUGCAUCCACUGGUGCCUCCCCGGCGUGCCCGACAUCUGGAACCUCGUGCUCUACACACGGAUACUGUCCAGGCCUGCACUCCAGCUCGAGUAA